GCCCUUUCCUCAGGGCCCCGCCUGGUGCCAGCCCCCCCACCAGUGGGGGGACUGCGCCUGGAAGCUGUCAUGGAGGCCCUGCAGAGACAGCAGGCAGCCCGACUGGCCCAGGGGGUGGGGCCAUUGGCACCUCCACGCCCACCGCCACCACCUCGGCCUUCCUUUCCCGGCUCUGGCUCCCAGACCCUGCAGGCCCCUGAGGGGGUCUUGGGGGAGGUCGGGGCUGAGGAAGAGGAGGACGCCCAAGAGGAUGAGGACGGAGAGGAAGCCGGGGCAGAAGAUGAGGUGGCUGAGGAGAGCCGUCCAGGGACCCGGGGCACUAGCUCACCUUCCAGCCAGACCCCUGGACCUCACCCCCAUGAGUGGACCUACGAGGAGCAAUUCAAGCAGCUGUACGAGCUCGAUGCAGAUCCCAAGAGGAAAGAAUUUCUGGAUGACCUGUUUAGCUUCAUGCAGAAGAGGGGGACUCCAGUGAACCGUGUACCUAUCAUGGCGAAGCAGGUGCUGGACCUGUAUGCGCUCUUUCGCCUGGUGACCGCCAAGGGCGGCUUGGUGGAAGUCAUCAACCGCAAGGUGUGGCGGGAGGUCACGCGGGGCCUCAGCUUACCCACCACCAUCACAUCGGCCGCCUUCACUCUACGCACCCAGUACAUGAAGUACUUGUACCCGUACGAGUGCGAAACGCAGGCGCUCAGCUCCCCGGGGGAGCUCCAGGCCGCCAUCGACAGCAACCGACGCGAGGGCCGCCGUCAGGCUUACACCGCCGCCCCGCUCUUCGGCUUGGCGGGGCCGCCCCCUCGGGCACUCNNNNGUUCGGCAGUCUCACGCCACCGCCCACCGCCCGGUCUCCGCUCUGCUCAGGGCUCCGCCUCCGGCCUGCCAGUGCACGCCUGCGCGCAGCUGAGCCCAAGCCCCAUCAAGAAAGAGGAGAGUGGAAUUCCAACCUCUCGACUGGCACUGCCUGUGGGCCUGGCCUUUGGACCUGCACGGGAGAAGGUGGCACCAGAGGAGCCCCCAGAGAAGAGGGCUGUGCUGAUGGGGCCUGUGGACCCGCCUCGACACAGUGCACCCCCCAGUUUCCUGCCCCGUGGCAAGGUUCCCCUAAGGGAAGAGCAGCUGGAUGGGCCUCUCAGUCUGGCAGGCAGUGGUAUCAGCAGUAUCAACAUGGCCCUAGAGAUCAACGGGGUGGUCUACACUGGUGUCCUCUUUGCCCGUCGCCAGCCUGUGCCAGCUUCCCAGGGCCCAACCAACCCUGCACCCCCACCCCCAACAGGGCCCCCUUCCAGCGUCUCACCCUGAGAGAGAAAUUAAGAGUACCAGCCCCAUUGCUGAGGGGAGAGGACACACCCCCUGGCCCAUUCUUCCAGGGUGCCCACUCUAGGAUCCAGCCCUGGGAGGUGACCCCCCCAAUGCCAUGUGGACUUAGAGCCAAAGAGAUUUCUUUUGAUGUUACAUCUACCUCAUUGAAAAGGGAGAGCACCCCUCCCUGGUCAACUCCAGCAGCAUCUACCAAAGAAUUCUGCCCCCAGUAACCCCCUCAUCUCCUCAUGUACUCCUUCGUGUCAAUGUCAUCUCCAGGACCCCACCUCUUCGAGUCAGAUCUGCUUCUCUUCGGGAGCCAGGUGAAGGGUUGGGUUUGGAUCUUGUGAAGGCAAUGUCCCUCGGGUCACAUCUGGAUAAUAAAGCUGCGGUCACUCUCUCUCCAGUGCCUCCUCUCCUUGUUUCGGUCUAUGGGCUGAGGAGGAAUUAUGUGGUAAUACAUAGGCUGCGUUGGGCCAGAAGUUCUCAGAGAGGAAGACACUAUAGCAAAGGUCCAUGAGUAGGGGAGCUCAGUCUCAUGAAUCAGACUGCCUGAGUUCAAAUCCCGAUUCUGCCACUACAGUGUUGAGUACCCUUAGGUACGACACUUAAUCUCUUGAAGCUUAGAAGACUCCAGAAGAUUGUGGCAUCUCACGGGGCCUCCUA
This is a messenger RNA of Vicugna pacos (alpaca), 1965 nucleotides long. The record is from RefSeq and is a predicted model, not a curated record. NCBI's taxonomy places the organism in Eukaryota, Metazoa, Chordata, Mammalia, Artiodactyla, Camelidae.